Pygocentrus nattereri (red-bellied piranha) is the source of this 1916-nucleotide messenger RNA. RefSeq names its product spondin 2b, extracellular matrix protein (gene spon2b). Gene Ontology annotation, cellular component: extracellular matrix. The record is from RefSeq and is a predicted model, not a curated record. Gene Ontology annotation, biological process: cell adhesion. Bases 253 to 1257 code for a protein of 334 amino acids. NCBI's taxonomy places the organism in Eukaryota, Metazoa, Chordata, Actinopteri, Characiformes, Serrasalmidae. The transcript is spliced from 6 exons.
CUAUGACCUACUUGUCUAAACCGAGAUGCUCGCUAAUGGACGAAUCCUAUACGGAAUCGUAAUAUGGAAUAUGGAGAGCUCGUUGCUGGGAGGGGUCAGGAGGUUAUUGAUAUUGUUAGACUGUGGGGACUGUGCAAAGGAAUAAAUAGCUGGAAAGACCGUCCGGGUCUCGCAGUCUCUCUCAGACAGCCCAGGCAUAGGUGACCUCCACUCCACUCAAGCUCAUCCGUCUCUGCAAACCCUACAGCCAGCAUGGAGAGGAUGGAAUCUGUAAGUCAGAGCCAUGCACUGCAGUGGUUCACCCUAAUACUGACCCUGCUGAGUGGAAUCGGUGCCAUGCCUGUGAGCGUGGACUCCGUUUGCUCGGCAACAUCCACAGCCAAGUACAGCUUGACAUUUACAGGCAAGUGGAGCCAGACUGCUUUCCCCAAGCAGUACCCCGUUUACAGGCCCCCUGCCCAGUGGUCUCCGCUCAUUGGGGUAACGCACAGCUCAGACUAUCACAUCUGGCAAAAGAACGAGUACGCCAGUAACGGGGUGAGAGAGUUCUCGGAGAAAGGAGAGGCUUGGACUCUGAUUAAGGAGGUGGAGGCAGCUGGAGAGCGCAUCCAGAGUGUAUAUGGCCUCUUCUCUACACCAGCUGUGCUUGGAGGGACAGGCCAGACGACCACAGAGUUUGAGGUCUAUGCAAGACACUCUUUUUUGUCCUUUAUUAUGCGGAUUGUGCCAAGCCCUGACUGGUUUGUCGGUGUAGACAGUCUAAAUCUGUGUGAAGGAGACCAUUGGAAAGAAAACAUAAGCCUUGACCUGUUUCCUUAUGAUGCUGGCACAGACAGCGGCUUCACUUUUUCUUCACCCAACUUUGAGACCAUUCCCCAAGACAAAAUCACACAGAUUACAUCAUCAUUUCCAAGCCACCCAGCUAACUCUUUCUUCUACCCUCGACUGAAGCAUCUGCCCCCAAUAGCCAAGGUCACGCUCACCAAGGUCAAGACCAAGCAGAUCUUUAAUCUGCCCAUUGAGCCAACGCAGUCCAACCAGAUCCCCACCGGCAACGAAAUAGACGAGUCUCUCAUAAAUACUCCUCUUGACUGUGAGGUGUCCGUCUGGUCACCCUGGGGUCUGUGCAAAGGUCAGUGUGGUGAGAAGGGAGUGAGACAUCGGACCCGAUACAUUCAUUUACAGCCAGCAAACAACGGUGCAGCCUGCCCUCCACUGGAGGAGGAGAAAGCCUGUGUCCCUGACAACUGUGUGUGAAGACCUGCUAAAUGAGGCCUAACAAUUUUCCCCCUUAGCCUUAUGCAGAGCGAGAUGUGGCUUGGACUACAGAUUGAAAAGAAGGCUUGUCUGUCUACACAGUUCCAUAAUAUGACGACUGUUAGCGGUAACCUUCGUACCGAUAUUUCCAAACUGACUAAAGCAUUCCAUAAAGACUAGUUAGGGCACAGGACUGGUGGCUCAUGUGGGGAAGCCAAUAAGAUUAUAAGGACUACAUAAUAAGCGGCAUACUGAAGCCAAAAUUAACAUGGCCAAAAAGACUUUUGAGAGUGGUUCCAAUAAAAAAGACCUCGGAGGGAAAAAAAGAGAGAGACUGGCACAAGAGCCUGCACUGUUUACGCCAUAGUGCAAUAAGUGUCCCCCAGAAUAAUGUACUAUAAGAAAGCAGCGUUGGCUAAGCUAAGCCUUUCUUACUGAUGCUAUGGAAAGUAGCAAAGGUUGCUACGAACUGCUGCCCUGAUGAGUGAUUGACCAGACACAGUCCAGUAUCAAAUCAAGCAACUAACUCGAAUAAAGGAAUAAGGGCAAAAUAGUUCUUGUCUAUAAUGUGCUGUAUGUGUUGUUAAUGCUUGUACAUUAAUUGCAAUACAUUGUACAUAUAAGCUGUAAAUAUGAACAAAUAAACUGGUUCCUGUCAA